GUCCUGAGCGCUGUCAUGGAGUGGGAGUCAUUUUUGCGUCACCCAUCUGUAUGUGUCUGAUGUGUCGCUCAGCCGAGUACAACACAAAUAUCGUGUUUUAUAUUUUGAAAUAUUAGAAUUCUACCCAACGUUGGUGCAGCUUCGUUAAGUCGCUUCCUGUUCUGAAGGCAAUGAGUAGACAAUAGUCCUGAUUCAGAAUAGUCUUCAUAGCGAUAGGCCAGCUGAUAGAAUGGCCCAUGUGGAGGAGUCUCAGACCGAAGGAGAAGGCAGCCCCCAGAUCCUCUCCCUCAGGUCCGAAUCAUCGGUGAACCACGUAGACGACGGCGACGUUGGACCAUCCGUGAGGAGGAAGAGGAGGAGAAAGCGAGAGCAGCGCCCGGAGUCCAUCAUCGUCUAUCGCUCCGACGUGGAGCGAGGGCCCAGUGGUGACCAAGGAGGUGAAGAAGAGGGAGCUGAAAGGAGUGCUGAGGAGGGAGCCAAGUUCCUCUGUACACCCACAAAUGAAGACGGAGACUGGAGCCUUCCCCCAGACAGCCGCUAUGUAACUCUAACAGGCACCAUCACGCGGGGUAAAAAGAAAGGCCAGGUGGUGGACAUCCAUGUGACCAUGACAGAAAAAGAACUCCGCGAGCUGGCCAAGUCUAGGGAACGGCUCGAUGCUGAGUGCGAGGCCAGGGAGGACUCCAAGCGGUCUUGCAGCCUGGGCGUGUGCCGGGGGCCUCACGUUGUCCUGUGGAGCAUCUCCUGUGCCCCUGUGGUCUUCCUGCUCUCCUUCAUCACAUCCUUCUACUACGGCACCUUGACGUGGUACAACGUCUUCCUGGUGUACAACGAGGAGCGGACGUUCUGGCACAAGAUCACCAUCUGCCCCUUUCUCAUCAUUUUCUACCCUGUACUCAUCAUGCCCGUGGCGGUGUCCCUGGCGCUGUACUCGGCCGUGGUGCAGGUGUCCUGGGCCUUCAGUGCGUGGUGGCAUGCCGUGAGGGACCUGGAGAAGGGAUUCUGCGGCUGGGCCUGCGGGAAAAUGGGCCUGGAGGACUGUGCCCCUUACAGCAUUAUCGAGCUCCUCGACUCUGACACCGUCUCCAGCACGCUGCAGAGCAAAGCCCCCAGGGAACUCGCCCAGACGUCCUCGGUGUGAAACUGAAUGGAACUGGUUCACGUGCUAGUUUGCAAAUACACGUAAACAAGUACAAUGAAGAAGACUGUGUGCUACCUUGGAUAACUUUGUGACCAGAAAAAAAAACGACAUCACAUGCACUACUAUGCAAACGUCCAAGGCUACCAUUAGAUUUGUUGUACGGGUGCGCUGGAGACCAUCCUAACUGACUUUGGGCAAGUGGGGGCGGCAUAGCCCUGGACUGGUCACCGAUCAAUCACAGGGCACGUAUGAACAAACACCCAUUCACAUAUUGGGACAAUUAAGAAUUUCCAAUUAAAAAAGCCACACAACAUCAAGUAUAGGCAAAUUCAAGGUUCAAAUCUCAGAACUGUGAGGCAGAUAUGCUAAUCACUAUAUUGCAGUGUUGUCACUUCAAUAACAAUGUAUACCAUUUCCUUAUACAGUACAAUAUAUUCAAAUGAAUUAUUUGUAUCUAAUUUAUUCACUUGAUGAUUAAGUGUAUAUAUCUCACAGUUUUUUCGCACACACAUUAUUAAAGUAAUAUUCAUUCAUUCAUUCAUCUUCCGAGCCGCUUGAUCCUCACUAGGGUAGCGGGGGGUGCUGGAGCCUAUCCCAGCUGUCUUCGGGCAGUAGGCGGGGGACACCCUGAAUCGGUUGCCUGCCAAUCGCAGGGCACACAGAAACGAACAACCAUUCGCACUCACACCUAGGGACAAUUUAGAGUGUUCAAUCAGCCUGCUACGCAUGUUUUUGGAAUGUGGGAGGAAACCGGAGCACCCGGAGAAAACCCACGCAGGCCCGGGGAGAACAUGCAAACUCCACACAGGGAGGCCGGAGCUGGAAUCGAACCUCUGCACCGUGAAGCCGACGUGCUAACCAUUAAAGUAAUAAAUGUAUGAUAAUAUUUAUGAUUUUAUUUUUAAAAAAUACGGUGUACCGAAAUGUAUUUUAUCAUUUAAACACAUUUAAAUAUAUGUUAAAUGGGGCGGCCCGGUGGUCAAGUGAUUAGCACGUCCACCUCACAGUGCAGAGGUGCAGGGGUCGAUUCCGGCGUCGGCCUUCCUGUUUGGAGUUUGCAUGUUCUCUCCGUGCCUGCGUGGGUUUUCUCCAGGUACUUUGGUUUCCUCUAACAUUUCAAAAACAUGCAUUGCAGGCUGAUUGAACACUCCAAAUUCUCCCUAGGUGUGAGUGUGAGCGCGGGUGGUUUAUUCGUCUCUGUGUGCCCUGCGAUUAAAUAACGGUACACUCUUUGUUGCCCCUCGAUGUGAGUGUGAAUGGUUGUUAAUCUAUGUGUGCCCUAUGACUCACUGGCAACCAGUUCAGGGUGUACUCUGCCUACUGCACACCCAUGACCCUCGUGACGAUAAGUGGAUAAGAAAAUAGAUGGAUGGAUAUAUAUUUUAAAUAAGAUAUUUUAUUAUUCUGUUCAGAUUUAAUUUAUUAUCAUACACAGGACUGAAUAGACUGUGGUGUACGUAUCAUAUAGUCAAAUAUGCUUUUUCAAAUGACUUUUUAUAACAGCCACCUAUUGACAUCAGCUGUUGUGUCCAUUUGCUCAAGUGGACAGCACAUCUAGCAAUUCAUUGAGGUAUGGUGUCUAUUAGAGUGGACGAGGCCACUUGGUGAAGGCACUGUAUCAAUAAAGAUGCAUUGAAUUAUUCUGGAUUUAUAGCCAUGUUCAUAACCUCAUUAACAUCAAAUUACUUCUUCUGCCCAAGCACGAUCCAUCAAUUUUUUGAUCCGCUUUAUCCUCACAAAGAUCGCUGCCCGGUGGUCCAGUGGUGCAACGCACUAACCACUGGACCACCGGGCUGCCCCAAGCUCCAUCCCUCAACAAAAUGAUGUACCCCACUACUGACAAUUUUAUAAUGUUGUGACUGCUGUGAAAAAAAAUUAAUCAAAUCAGCAAACCUAAUGGUCCCAAAGACUGCUGCAUAGUAUUGUAUAUUUGUACUGGAAACACACUGGACUCUGAAACUUUAUUUUGUGUGUGUGUGCGUGUGUCGUGAACAUGUAUUAUUCGUCACUUAUUGCAAGACUAGCAUUCCACGAUUUCCUUUUGGUGCUUACCUGGAAAUGUGUUCCAGCACGGUUGUCAUGGGUUUUCACUCUCACCUACAUGGAAUUAUUUUGUAUUUAGAAUCAUUCUCAACCGUACAGAAGUGUUUUUGUGUUUUUAAUCGAUUCAAUUCACAGCACUAUCUGCUGUUUUUUUUUUUUUUAGUCGCUUAUUAAAGUACAUGUGACAUCUUAUCUCAGUGUUCACUCUAAAUAAUCAUGCUGGCUGUCAGAUUUCAACUGUCUCCUGUUCAUUGUGAGUGAAAUUACCCAGUGAAAAGCCCCGUGAAAAUACUGUCUUUUGGUGAAUGUUUGUUUAAUUUAUUAUAAUACGUGUAUUCAAUUGUGAUUUUUUUCAGGGAUUUGAACAUUUCACACUUGUAUGAUAAAUAUGCUCCUCAAAAUGAUUAACAGGUAACUGUUUUUCAGAUGUUCAGGUGGGAAUUUCUCGUUCCAUGUUUUAUGAGAUAAAUUAAGGAUGUAAACAAUUACACCAAUAAAAUAUAAUCUUGUUGCAUGACAACACUGACAAUA
This is a messenger RNA of Hippocampus zosterae (dwarf seahorse), 3715 nucleotides long. RefSeq names its product transmembrane protein 169b (gene tmem169b). Bases 230 to 1141 code for a protein of 303 amino acids. The transcript has 3 exons. The record is from RefSeq and is a predicted model, not a curated record. Lineage: Eukaryota; Metazoa; Chordata; Actinopteri; Syngnathiformes; Syngnathidae.